Physella acuta is the source of this 3760-nucleotide messenger RNA. RefSeq names its product pyruvate kinase PKM. NCBI's taxonomy places the organism in Eukaryota, Metazoa, Mollusca, Gastropoda, Physidae. The record is from RefSeq and is a predicted model, not a curated record. Gene Ontology annotation, molecular function: potassium ion binding; magnesium ion binding; pyruvate kinase activity. Gene Ontology annotation, biological process: glycolytic process.
CUUCGAGAUUCGAUACCGAGGCUUAGAACCAUACUGAAAAAUAGCAAUAGGCCUACAGGCUACAGGUCGACGAACUUUCUGCCGGGUACUGUAGAACGAUAAAUAGAUCUAGAAUCUAGAUUUAGAUCGAGUCUAGAUCUAGAACACAACAACUAAAAUGGCACAGAUGUUGGCCAAACCUGGAUCUAGUGGUCACAUACCGUUGCUGCCCUCUCAUUUCCCAAGAAAUGCUUCAAUGGUUAACAAGUCUACGAUUGAUAUUUCAUCCCAUAAAGAUUCGUUCAAUUUGAAGGACGUAGAAUAUAAAGGGGACUAUUACGUCCAAAAUCAACAACUUCAUGCUGCAAAUGCCAAUUCUAGACUUGAGCACAUGUGUGCCUUGGACAUAGAUUCCGAGCCUGGGCAAGUUCGCAUGACCGGGAUUAUUUGCACUAUUGGACCUUCAACCAAAGAUGUUCAAAUGCUUCAAAAAAUGAUAUUAGAAGGAAUGAAUAUUGCACGCUUAAACUUUUCACAUGGAAGUUAUGACUAUCACAGAGAAACAAUUGAAAAUAUUCGUAAAGCUGUGGAGGGUUUUUCUGAACCCAAGCCUAUUGCCAUAGCCCUAGACACUAAGGGACCUGAGAUUCGAACUGGACUUAUUGAUGGAAGUGGAACUGGAGAGGCUGUUUUGGUUGCAGGGGAAAGUAUUAAAAUUACUACAGAUGAUGCGUUUAUGGACAAUUGUAACAAAGAUAUCUUAUGGGUAGAUUACAAGAAUAUAGUAAAAGUUGUGAACCCUGGCUCUAGAGUCUACAUAGAUGAUGGCCUUAUCUCUGUAAUCUGCAAAGAAAAAGGUACUGACUAUUUAAUUUGUGAAAUUGAAAAUGGUGGAGUAUUAGGAUCCAAGAAAGGAUGCAAUCUUCCUGGUACAGCUGUAGAUUUGCCUGCGGUGUCUGAGAAAGACAAAGCAGAUCUUCAGUUUGGUGUUGAUAUGGGGGUGGAUAUGAUUUUUGCAUCUUUUAUACGUGAUGCUGCUGGAAUUAAAGAAAUUCGCAAAGUACUUGGAUCUAAAGGCGCCAAUAUUAAGAUAAUUGCCAAACUUGAAAACCAUCAAGGGAUUCGCAAUUUUAUGGAAAUUCUUGAAGAAACUGAUGGUGUUAUGGUUGCUCGUGGUGACAUGGGUAUUGAGAUUCCACCAGAGAAAGUAUUUUUGGCACAAAAGAUGAUGAUUGGUUGCUGUAAUCGUGCUGGAAAGCCAGUGAUAUGUGCUACACAGAUGUUAGAAAGUAUGACCACAAAACCUAGAGCUACGCGCUCAGAGACUAGUGAUGUUGCUAAUGCUGUGCUUGAUGGAGCAGACUGUGUUAUGUUAUCUGGAGAAACUGCUAAAGGAAAAUAUCCACUAGAAACAGUCAGGCAUAUGCACAGGAUUUGUAGAGAGGCCGAGUCUGCAAUCUUUCAUAAACAACAGUUUGAAGAUUUGCGCCGUGAGACUCCACUGUACACUGAUUCUACUCAUACAAUUGCCAUUGCUGCAGUUGAAGCUUCAUUCACAUGCAUGGCUGCUGCCAUAAUUGUUCUUACAACAACUGGCAGAUCUGCUUACCUAGUAUCUGCAUAUCGCCCAAGGUGUCCUGUUUUAGCUGUCACCAGAAAUGCACAAACUGCACGCCAAGCACAUUUAUAUCGUGGCAUAUUUCCUAUUCAUUAUGUUGCACCUAAGAUGAAUGAGUGGACAGCAGAUGUUGAUAGGCGUAUUUGGAAAGCUAUAAGCCUGGGAUUAGAGAGAGGGCUCAUUAAAGAACAAGACCCUGUGGUAAUAUUGACAGGAUGGAAACCUGGCUCAGGAGCAACUAACACAAUGAGAAUCAUUGCUGCACACAAUGAAAUGGACAAGGAGCUUUUACCACCAAUAGUAGGAAUGAGCUCUGUUCCAUCUUUCAGUAGAUCAAAAGAUAUGACAGAAGAAUUUUCUGCUAUCUCGAUUGCUUCAGAAGAUAGUGGAGAUGUUAAAUUUUUCUAAAUUAUUAUAGAAUAAUUUAUCAAAUUUCUGUUUGUAACAGACUUUUGUUGGUUCUCAAACCCACUCUUAAAGCAUGGUGUAUUGUCUUUUUAAAUGUCUGCUUUAAAAUACAAGUUUCCCACCUCAUAUUUAGGUUUUUUACAUCAUGAUAAUAGUUUUUGGGACAAAGUAGCAACCUUUUCACUUAGUUGGGCAAAUGUAAAAUAAUGCCCUAUUAAUUACAGGUAUAGAAAAGGUAGAUAAUUAGUUGUUUUUUUUUUGUCAGCUUUAAGUUUAAGCUUUAAUUAAUGCAUUAACUAAUAAAAUCAUGGGUAUUUAUAAUAAUAAAGAUACCAAUAUAGUAAACUAAUUGGUUUUUCUUUUCAAAUUUAGAUUUACAAGAUCUGAUUAAAGAUAUUUUAAAAUCAUUUCAUCUUGUUAUAAAGUUACGUUGACUACAUUUUUUACCAGAAUAUUUUCUUCUUAAAUUUUAACUAAAAAGUAGUUGGCAAUUGUUAUUUCAUUUUUUAGUUCUAAUUAAUUUUUGUAUGAAACUAAAAUAUAUAAAACUAAUGUGUAUAAAAAUACUUUAAAAUUUAGCCUUGUUUAUUAAAGUGCUUCAUAAAUUAACCAUGGCUAUUUACUGUCACUUUCUGCAAACUGAUCUUCCGUUGUGAAAUUACAUUCUACAAUAAAACAGAAAAGCCGAUUGUAUGUAAUACUGCUAUAAUUAUCAUUUUUUAAACCAUAUUUAUUUAUCUGCAUAAGCCUGAGCACUAAGUACUAAUAAAUCAUAAACACCAGGUGGACAAAUACUCAAUUGUAAAUUUUCUAAUGAUAAUGACAAACUUACUAAUGCUUUUAUAGCAGGACAUUGCAGAAAUCAAUUCAGGAGUACUUUGUAGUGAUAUAACACGUCAAAUUUUUUACUCAGCUUAAGUAACACCAAUUAUGAUUUUCAUCUGUAAUUUUUCCAACCAUUCCUGUAAUUUUUUUUAUUAUCUAACACUAAUUUAACUAGAAAUCAAAUGUAUAUGUAGGUUUGAUAAUCAUUUUUAUAUUAAUUAGAUGGGAUGUAGAAGUCUUUUUUUUUUCCCACAAUACACUAGUUGGUUACUUUUGCAUGGGAGUUUGUUGUGGAAACCAAUAACCUAGGGCUAAUGCCUAGGAUUUUAAUUUAGCUCUUUAUUACAAACAUUUUUUUAAUAAGUCUGCUUUUAAAACCUAACUGUAUAUUAACAUGUACUAUGAUUUGCAAUGUCCUAUUAUUUUAUGUAGUGUACCUUUCAACUGCAUAUAAAAAUAUAACUAGAGUAAGUCUUACUGCGUUUCUGAUACCUGUAGUUGUAUAAUCAUGAUAUUGAUAAUACUAGUUAAAACAGAUUGCUACAUGUAAACAAUAUGAAUUUGUGUACUGCAUUUUAAAAUGUAUUUUCUGCUCUUUUCAGUAAAAUUUCAAGAUUUUUGGUAUUAAUGUAUUUUAUUUUGUGUAUUUUUAAGUUCAUACUUAUAUAAUGUAGUUUUCUUUUUCAAUACCAGAAACAUGUGCAACUGAAAAUUAGCAAUAAAAAAAAAUUAUUCCCCUUUGCAUAUUUUGCAUGCAGUUUCCAGUAGUGCAUUUUUCUAGUCAAUCAUUGUUUCACCACCUACACAGGUGUUGAGUCAAACUGAAAUUAAUCUUUUUGGAAAAUGCACAUUGAAUUAUUAAAAUUCAAUAUUUUUUAAUGCAUCUAAUCAUUGUGAUAACAUUAAUAAAUGAAAGCAGAAUUAUUGAAA